This is a messenger RNA of Amaranthus tricolor (Joseph's coat), 1580 nucleotides long. RefSeq names its product 30S ribosomal protein S1, chloroplastic. The record is from RefSeq and is a predicted model, not a curated record. Gene Ontology annotation, molecular function: nucleic acid binding. The coding region runs from base 152 to 1348 and encodes 398 amino acids. Lineage: Eukaryota; Viridiplantae; Streptophyta; Magnoliopsida; Caryophyllales; Amaranthaceae. The transcript is spliced from 10 exons.
UUUUUUUUAAAAAAAAAGAUAAAAUGCAACAUAAUCUUUUGUUCAUUCCCAUUCACCAAGAACAACAUAUUCAAAGUUUACUCCAAUGGCACUAACCAACUAAAAUAUACUUAAAAAAAUCCAUAAUUUUUCCUACCCAAAAAUUAAGGAAAUGCCAAUUUUUAAUGUAUCAUCUUUAGGAGUUGGUUCAAUAUCGAGCUUUUGUUUUAAUUCACAAAUUUCACCCAAUGAUUCAACUAUUAGUUCUUGUGCCUUAUCUUAUGCUUCAUAUAAUUACUUCCCAUAUACUAGUAGUAAUAAUCUCCUGAAUUUCUGCAGAAAAUGUGGAAUUUCUAAAUACCCAUUUCAUGCAACUCAAAUUAAUUCUCCUUCUGAUGCUCAAAUUGCUGAAAAUUUGGAUGGUAGUCCUCUUUCUCCUGAUUCGGAACCCACUCGUCCUAUUCGGAGGCCUGCUGACUGGGAGGCAGCUAAGAAGUAUAAAGAAACUGGAUCCAUCUAUGAGGGAAGAAUUGAAGGUUUCAAUAAUGGUGGUUUGCUAGUUCGUUUCUACUCGCUUAUCGGUUUCCUUCCUUUUCCACAGUUGAGCCCCUCUUACUCUUGUAAAGAACCAAAGAAGACUAUACAACAGAUUGCAAGAGGGCUUAUUGGAUCUGAUAUUCAAAUGAAGGUAAUUGAGGUGGAGGAGGAGAGCAAGAAAUUGAUAUUCUCUGAGAAGGAGGCCACUUGGUCAAAAUAUUCCGAGAAGAUCAAUGAAGGGGACAUCUUUGAGGGUAUGGUUGGUGUGGUCGAGGACUAUGGUGCCUUUAUUCAUCUGCGCUUUCCUGAUGGAAAAUACCAUCUUACUGGCUUGGUACAUGUUUCGGAGGUUUCGUGGGAUUAUGUUCAAGAUGUCAGAGAUGCUUUAAGAGUGGGUGAUAUUGUGAAAGUUAAGGUUGUACAAAUUAACAGGGAGAAGUCAAGGAUUACAUUGUCAAUCAGGCAAUUGGAGGAAGAUCCAUUGUUCGAGACCUUGGACAAAGUUAUUCCUCAGGAUGGUGCAGCACGUCCCGGUUCUACAAGCACAAGUGAAAGCUAUGAUAUCCAACCACUUCCUGGACUCGAAGAAAUAUUUCAGGAGUUGUUAAAAGAAGACGGUAUUGCUGAAGUCAGAGUCAGACGGCAAGGUUUCGAGAAGCGUGUGGUCUCACAAGAUCUCCAGCUCUGGCUUUCUAAUGCACCCGCAACCGAUAACCAAUACACUUUACUUGCUCGUGCUGGAAGGCAGGUUCAAGAAAUACAGAUGACUACAACACUUGAUCAAGAAGGAAUUAAAAAAGCUUUGCAGCGGGUUCUCGAACGUGUUCCUUGAUAAGAUAUCGACAACAUCAUCGUUGUAGAACACUGAAACAACGUUUUAACGGUGUACAGUACAUGUAAUACUAUAUGCAUGCACAUCAGUGCAUUUAUAAAUCUUUCCCAUAUUAGUUACUCAAUGUAUUUUGUUGAUCGUUCUAUGAUUGAUUAAUUGAUAUACAUGGUGAUGUUGCAUACAUGAAAAGUACUUGAAAUGAAAGGAGAAAGAGAGAAUUUGGAUGGUUAAA